CUUAGUUAACUUAUAGUGCAUCUCAUUAGAGGAGGCUUUUCCAGGUAAAUCAAUCAAUUGGUCUGGAACCUAAACAAAGGCUUGUUACACGCAUGCAUCGAACACUUUGCAAGCAUAAUAACAGCCUAGUUCUAUUCACGCCAUUGUUGAACACGGUUACGCAUGAUCUGUGGUUGUUUUGCUGGAAGGAUGCGCUCGUGAGAACAGCUGCUAAAAAGCAAACCAUGAACAAACACAUCAGACCGCUUUUGGAAUGGCAACAGUGCUAGCGUCCAGGUGCCCGUGGUUUUGCAAAGAUGAGCGGUGGUUAUGAUCUUGAGCAGUUUGUGGAGGUGCCAGACCAAGAUCUUGUCUGCAGCAUCUGCCAUGGGGUUUUGAGAUGCCCGGUCAGGGUGGCAUGCAACCAUAUUUUCUGUAAGACGUGCAUUUUGCAAUGGCUGAAGAGGCAGGAAACGUGUCCCUGCUGCAGAAAGGUAGUGCACCGGGAGUUGAUGUUUGUGGUGUACAAACUCAGCAAAUCCAUCAGCCGUUUAAAGAUAAAGUGUAGGAAUGAAAUACAUGGCUGCUGUGCCACCUUCCCCCUCUCGGAUCAGUACGGUCACUCCACAGCAUGUGACUUCAAGGUGACCAGCUGUCCUAAUGAAGACUGCAAGGUGGAGGUCCUGAGGAAGGAGCUGGCGAGGCACCUGCAGAGCUGCGAGUUCUGGAAGGAGCCGUGCAGGAUGGGCUGCGGGGCCGUGCUGACGCAUCAGACCCACGCGCAGCACAACUGCUACAGGGAGCUGAAGAGGGAGUUUGAGGCUCAGCAGAGUACCCACAAGGCCAUUGCUACAAAACUAAAGAAGAAGCUGUCCAAGAUGCAGAGCACCAUGUUGCAGAUGAGGAGGCAGGUCGGUCUGAUCUGUGACAGUCUGGAGGUAAUGGAUGAUGAAGAGGACGAGGAGGAAGGUGAUCAUGCUGCCAGCAGCAGCGCAGAGUCCUCUGCCAAUGUCUGAGUGACCCUCAAAAAGAACCCGCUUCUUUCUGUGUCCCUGGAAUUGUAGGGUUCUAAUGAAUUUGCAGUCCAUUAGCUUGCAUUAAAAUAGCUCCAUAAUCAAAACAUUAGUCUUCCUUUUAUAAACAGUGACACAAAAAAAUCUAAUGAAAGCCAAUCAAAGGGUUUGGUAGGAAUCAGCAAAUAUGAAAUAUGUUUGUUCAUAGAGCUUAUUGAGGAGUGUAACCAGUACUAGAAUCAACCCCAAAGUUGGAAAGUGAUUUUUUUUUUUUUUUUUUUGUUGGAGAUUAUGCAUUAACUAUGUAUUGCAAUGCUAUUGUACAUAUUUAUUUUUGAAACUAUCAAAAGGUGUACACAUUUUCUUUCAUAAUAUUGUCACACAGGUUUAUUAAUGUUCCAUAACUUUUGAAUAUUUCACUACACUUCCUUCAGGCAGGUUUUAUUCAAAAUAAAAUUGUUUGGAUAUUGGUAUGCUAUACGCAGAAGUUUCAUGUGAAAGUAGAAUGCACAUCUGUUCACAAAUGUAAUUUAAUGUGUUCUGCCUGUAGAAGGAUUGUGACUGCAACACCUGAAUAAUACGCUACAUGUGCAAAGCAAAACCCUCAGCUCUCUAGCCCCUUGGAAAACAGUCAGGA
Molecule: messenger RNA, 1629 nt
Organism: Acipenser ruthenus (sterlet)
Lineage: Eukaryota; Metazoa; Chordata; Actinopteri; Acipenseriformes; Acipenseridae
Gene: rnf151
Product: ring finger protein 151
Exons: 4
Coding region: 297-995 (232 amino acids)
Biological process (GO): positive regulation of JNK cascade; regulation of canonical NF-kappaB signal transduction; tumor necrosis factor-mediated signaling pathway
Cellular component (GO): plasma membrane signaling receptor complex
Molecular function (GO): zinc ion binding
Source: RefSeq, a predicted model, not a curated record